Molecule: messenger RNA, 9672 nt
Organism: Colius striatus (speckled mousebird)
Lineage: Eukaryota; Metazoa; Chordata; Aves; Coliiformes; Coliidae
Gene: ARHGAP28
Product: Rho GTPase activating protein 28
Exons: 16
Coding region: 408-2276 (622 amino acids)
Biological process (GO): regulation of actin filament polymerization; regulation of small GTPase mediated signal transduction; negative regulation of stress fiber assembly
Cellular component (GO): cytoplasm
Molecular function (GO): GTPase activator activity
Source: RefSeq, a predicted model, not a curated record
UGUCUCGGUUACACAGCUCUCCUGACAGUCAACGGGGGCAAGAGGCUGCUCCGGAGCCACGCCAUGCGCUCGUGCUUGUGACAGGACCACUCCCCCUCUCAUCAGAGUCCAUCGGCACCCCCUGGCUGCCUUUGUCACCGGCAGCAGGGCCGACAUGUGCCUAUGACCAUGGAGAUGAAGGACUCAGGCAGUGUGGUCCUGACAGCUUACCAUCCCCACAGUCCGGCCAGGAUCCCAGGCAUGGAGCAGAACUUUGUGCAGGACAUCACCCCCAGCCAUUCGCCCACCAGCAGGAGAAGCUAAGAGGAGUUAUUCCUGUGCUCAGAGGAAACAGGCAUGACCUCUAUGCCAAAUGGCCAGUGAGCUCUCUAAGAAAGUCUUUCUCCCGCUGUCGAAGAAUUAACAGAAUGAUUUCCAAUGAGUCCACACCUUCUCCUGCAUUCAGUCGCUCCAACUCUCAAGCCUCCAUGGACAGCACCUCCAUGGAGGACUUCUGGUGUGAAGUGGAGAGCAUCAAGGAGAGCAGUGAAGGUGGAUCUGAAGAAGCAACUCUCUUGGAGUUCAAACCUGCUGACGAAGGCGAGCUAGAGGCAGAAUGGCUGCAAGACGUAGGUUUAUCUACGUUGAUAUCGGGAGCUGAAGAGGAGGACGGCCAAGCCCUGCUGUCCACUCUCACCCGAACUCAGGCUGCUGCUGUACAGAAGAGGUACAAUACCUACACUCAGACACUGAGGAAGAAGAACAAGCACACAGUCCGGGAUGUGCGAGACAUCUUUGGCACCAGUGACUCUUCUCCCACAUUUGAGACAGUUCCAGUGUCACCAGUUCCUUCUAAUGGUAUCCAGCUUCCUGGGCAGAAGCCAGUUUGGAAAUCAGUUAGCUCUAAUAGCUGUGUAGACUGCAGACUAGAUAAAGGCAGCCCAUCCGUAACAGAAGAGCUCUCCUAUGAGGUCUCUUUCUCAGAAUCCAUAAUGGUCCUUCCAAAACCCCAAGAAUGGCCGAAAAACCAGAGGUUCAAAAAAGAAGACUCUGCUUUGCCUAAAUUCAUUAUUCGGAAAAGCCGCUUUGGGCUGACAGAGGUUGGAGACCUUUCUCCUGAAGACAUGAAGAAGAUCCGCUACCUCUCCCUGAUUGAGCUAACGGCAUUCUACGACGCACUGGGGGUGGAGCUGAAGAGGAACCGUGCAGAGAGGGUGCGAGGACGAGAAAAUGGUCUAUUUGGAGCCCCUCUCACCAUACUGCUGGAGAACGAUCAAAAGAAGGUUCCUGGAAUAAAAGUUCCUCUCAUCUUCCAAAAAUUGCUGCUAAAGCUUGAGGAAACAGGUUUAGAAACCGAAGGAAUUCUACGAGUUCCUGGAUCUGCUUCCAGAGUCAAGAAUCUCCAUCAAGAACUUGAAGCAAAAUUUUAUGAAGACACUUUUGACUGGGACCAAGUACGAAACAAUGAUGCAGCAGGACUGCUGAAAAUGUUUAUAAGAGAACUACCAAGCCCACUCUUCACAGUAGAAUAUCUGCCUGCUUUUAUCACGUUGGUGGAAAAAAUCUCCAAGAUCAAGUUACAACUACAAGCUUUGCAUCUGUUGAUAAUGCUGCUGCCUGAAGCCAACAGAGACACAGCCAAGGCCUUUCUUCAAUUCCUGAAGAAGGUGGUUGCUAAUGAAGGGAAGAAUAAAAUGAAUUUGUGGAAUGUUUCUAUGAUCGUUGCACCAAACCUCUUCAUCUACAAAGGGAAACGUGCAAACCAACAAGAAAUGCAAACAGCUGCCACCACAGCGCACAUUGUGCGCCUCUUAAUUCGGUACCAGGACAUCCUGUGGACAGUCCCAUCCUUCCUGAUUUCCCAAGUCAGAAAAAUGAAUGAGGCAGCAAUGAACAACAGCAAGAGGCAGAUGAUGUUUGACAAAGGAGUGAGAAAACUUCUAAGGAGAAAGACCAUGGAACGGGAGAGACCUGAAAGACCAGAGGGAGCUGUCACUUUUCCCUCAUACCUGCAGUCUGACAUACCCGAAGGGGUUAUAAGAGUUUAUGCUCCACUGCAUUCAAAAAUCUCUAUGGCAAUUCAACUCAACAGCCAAACAAAAGCCAAAGACAUCCUGGCUCGAUUCCACUGUGAAAACAGCUGCGGAUCAUCACAGAACAUGAGAGGACAGAUCCAAAGUUUACAUGAAAUUGGAGGAAAUAUAGGUCAGCACUGUUUGGAUCCAGAUGCAUACAUGUUAGACGUUUACCGUGCAAAUCCUCAUGCAGAAUGGGUGAUAAAACCAAAAGCAAGCUGAAGCAGAAUGCUGCAGUGUACAAAAGCCAAAAUGGAGACAAAAGACAAAAGCCAAAUGGAAAACACUGAUGCCUGUCAUUUUAAGAAGCUCUAGCCAGAGAUGAAACAAAAUGGUAUCUGCAGGACAUCAUUCCUUCCUACUGUACUGUCCAAUUGAUGUUUGCCAUGUAGUACUCUUGGUAUAAGUGUUAUCACUCCAGCUUCUGGACCAUCAGAAAAUGUAACACCAGAUAUGCUUCCAUAUGGGCUACACUUGUGCCCAUUGGCCCAGGAGUUAAGGAUGGACGAAGGUACAGUGCACAGCAAACAACUUGUCACAUAUGGAGUUGUUAAUUUCCUGACCUGGUGUUAGAACACAAUUUUUUGGAAGUAAGCCAGUGGCAUCCGAGGAUGCAUGAAACACUACCGACCACACUGUAGCACACAAGCAUCACAGAGACAUUCAAGAGGAGAAGGUAUCUGUCAAGGGUGGAAGAGAGGAGCUUGACCUGUAGCAGUGCCAGGACAGCUGUGUGAGAAAAUCAAACUUUUCUGCUGAAAGUAAACCUGUACAGUGUGCAUUACUGCAAUAUUUAUGUCUCUCAGUCACUCCUCAUGAGUAUCUGAUGCUGAGGAACGGAAGGAGGCAAGGGGAAGAAUUACUGUAUAGACAGCUACACUGCUUCAUGUAUGCACCACUGUAUAUAUUACUACCAGUCUUCCAAGAUCGUCUGUCUGGAUCAUGUCACUAUGUGCAAUUGUAGUGCUGCAGACCAUUUCUCCCUCUUUUCCCAUCAUAUAAACACGCUUGAGGUGACAAAUGCUAGGUGAGAAGGGGCAUACAUCCCUGCCUCUUUUACUUGACACUUUCAGAUUUAAGUCUGUGUAAUGCCAUAAUAUAUGUUUUCAUGUUGCCACUUACAGCCAUCAUCCUUUUUUUUUUGUUAAACAUUAUAGUUUCUUAAAUUGUAACCUAAUUCUUUUCUUUUGUAUUUUAACUUUAAUUUGUAAGCAACUUGUAUACUAUUCAGCUGCAUUGAGAAGAGACAUCUUUGUCCGGAUCUUGUAUCAUACAGCAUGAGAGGGAAAAAAGCUUCCAAUAAGCAUAGGGAUUUUAAUACUCUUAAGUAAUACUUACACAUUCGGGCCUCAAAACUUAGCCAAACUAGGCUCAAUCAUGAGGGCUUUACUGAUGCAUGGCAAAUUGCAGGUCCUUUUACAGACAGCAUACGGUCUGUGAAACAUACAGCACAGCAAAUGCACCACAGUCUGUCCAGGCUGUAGCCAGUCAACAGGGUGAGCACUGUUCUUUACCUAAUCCUCUUAUUUUUGACUAUACUUUGCAAACUAAAGCACAUUCAUUGAGUAGGGAAUUCACAAGUCUCUGAAAAACAGCAAGUAUUUGUUUCAUUUUUGUCUUACACAAGAUGGGAACUAAUGCAUUCAACUGCACGGCAAUGCCUAUGUCAUUGGAUGAUGCUAUUGCACAAUGAAUUCACCUACAGCCUGAGUGAUGGGUUUAGUUCCUGAUCUGGACACACAGAUGAGACAGAAACUGGUGUGCUGUUUACCAGACAGCAGCACAAAAGCAUUCUAAACCAAGUCCUCCAAGUGAACAUAAAGUAUGCCGCCCUGCAGAGAAAGCCUGUAACUUGCGAUGAACUAAUCUGCUGAAGCUGUGCAGUGAAGACUUUCAUACUCUAGAAACCCUACUUCUGGCUCAAUGUUAAUCACGUUCCCCAGUAGUUAACUUUCACUGUUGAUGUUCAGUGAAAAUCAACGUUGAAUCAGCAACAAUAAUGUCCACAGGGGGCAGCUCUCAUCUUCCUCUUACCUUCCUGAGGUAAAAAAUGAUAACAUUUAGCAACGUUAUGCUUUAAUGUUAGAUAAAACAAUAACAUUUUUAAUUUGCCUUUUUGUUCCUUUUUUUUAAAAAAAAGAAAAAAACACUAAUGGAUGCAUAGUUGCAGCCAGGAAAAAAAACAGGACCAGUUGUAUUAUAAAAUACACUGCUUAUUUUGACAGCUAUUUAUUUUAAGUACAUGAGAGGCAGUAGAUCUGUGGUUCAUUCACAGGACUAAGCAUAAAUGUUUUGCCAAGUGGGUUGUUUCCAAUCCCCUUCAGUUCCCUCUGUGGCUAUGUACAGCUCCUUUCUGUUAUCCUGCCCUUUCCUUUUAGCUGUAAAGCAGGACUAGUACUUUCUUUAUAAAGGUAAUGUGAGAAUUAGUCAAGUUAAAUUCCGCUCUCAGAUGCAGCCAAACAACUCCCCAAGCAGAAGAGGAGUUAUAAACAUCCAUCUAGGAAGGACAAACUCAGCAAAGGGAUUUUAUGUGAAAACUGCAUUGAAUACGAAGAGUAUCACAUAAAUGCCAGGCAUCGUUGUAUUUAUAGCCAAUGAAAGAGCUCUUGCAACUACUCAGAAAGCCUCAACAUUAACUAAAGAAUGUGAAACGUUGUAACAAAUGAGGUAACUUUCAGACAAAUGCAUUAACCUCCUCCACCUUGGCCACUCACUUCACUCUCUGUUCACAACAGCCAUGCAGAAGGUUCAGAGCACCCAUGUGUCUAUGCUGUGACUAGCUCUCCAUGCCUCCUGGACCCAGAAAUGAGAACUGAAAAUUAGUUCUGAAAUAGAUCUCACUGUAUUCCAUACAGGAUACAAGACAGCUUUGGAAGAUUUUCAUCUUUUACCACUUACAACUUAUGAAAGCCAAAUCUGACAUGAUAAUUUCCAUCCUUUGAACACCUGUUUUUUACUAAAAUUGCCUAUAACUUUGUAAGACAUGCCCAUUAGCAGAUGAGCUAGCUUCUGUGUACAGUGCCCAGACUACUACAGCAUGGCCAAAUACCUGCUGUCUCUGAAAACAGAGUGGAAAAAUUCUUUUUUGAUACAAAUGGACCUAAUGACCCAUGUGUACUAUGGUUAAUACUGUUACACAUUAAGUUGUUUUGUGUUCUUGUGGUACACUAACUUGACCUAAGAUGCUGCAGACCAAUUGAACAAUCUCUAUGACAUUUUUGAAUAUGAGGUCUCAACUUCAGACCUUUUAUUACAAAAUCUUGGUAGAGGUAGCAUGAAUUUUGUUCUUCCUAAGAGCAGUCAAAGACAAAACCAAGUUACGACAGGAUUGUCACUUAACAAACAGUAACAUAUAUAGAACACUAUUAAUGAGAAAGUGGCAGCAAGCAGGGAGAAAAUUAUUCUGCAAACUCCAAAGAUGUCUCAAAACAUUUGUGUACUCCACGGUUCUACAAAGACAGCAUUUUGCAUAUCAACACAGAGAGAGAGUGUAUUGCAAGAAGUAGGUAUUGGAAACAGACUGGAAUGCUCUAACCUGUUUAUGCAGUUAAUACCACUAGAAUGUGUGUAUGUGUGCAAAUGUGUCUAUGUCUAUGUAUAAUAUUAACUACCUCACUGUGCAUUGUCCAGGAAAAAUAUUUUGGCUUAGAGGUUUACUAUUCCAAAACUUUUUAUUAUUAAUUUCAUCUCUCCAAUAGUCUUUUACAUUGAUAAAAUAUUUCUCCUUUAAGGGGCAAGAUUUGAAAAUUAACGAAAAAUAGCUAUUAAAAGACAUAUUUCAAGAUAUGGAUGAAAUUUUAUCCAAAUCUUGUUGCCUCAAAUACUGCUUGUAAUCUGAAUCUUAUGAGAUCAGAUCUUGGGAUAACAGACAACCAUACUGCGCUUCAGUUUUUAUUUUUUCAAUGGCUUUCCAUUAAUGUCUGUCUUCUCUGGAAAUAAUAUGAUGCCACUAAUGAAAGCAAAAUGUUUGUAUGUACAUUUCCCGUACAAUCCUCGUUAUGUUAUGUGUUUUGUUGAAGUAAGCCCACACAUAAAUGUUUGUACAGCAGAAGGUGUCCAUUGUAUUGUAUUCGUGUCAAAAAUAAAAACAGUACCAACAAAGAAAGCUCUUCAAAUCUAAACACAUGCGUUUGGGAUAGAAGCAGAUGACAGAAAUUAGAAAGCACCUCUGUUGUUAUAGCACCUGAAGAGCUAGCUAUACAAAGAACCACAUUCUGCCAUCCUUGCUCAAGUGGAGCAGUUCUUUGCUGCAGGAGCUCUUUUCACGGAGCACCUCAGCACAAGGUACAUAGUGACACUGCUUAGAAUCCUGCCUCAUUGAAAUCAAUGAUGCACUGCUUUAGGCUUUAUUUGAGCCAGUACUUUUUUAUAGUAUGAAAUAUAGAGAGCAAAACUGUCUUUAGAACAAAUUGUAAAAGGCAAAGAAACUCAUAAGCGGCAAAGAAAUACCAUAAGGAGCAAAUAAAAAUACUGCUAGUUGAAAGAGAGAAAGAAAAAGAGGUGGAAGUGACUUGUAAAAGAACUGUUUAUUACAGAUCCAUCUUCAACCAUGAGACAUGUUGGUCAUUGCUCAGACAUACAAUCAGAUGAUGAACAGUUGUCUUGGAGUCAUAUCAAGUGUGUGUCCCAAAAACCUGGCUCCUGGAAGACCGAUUUUAGAAAAAGAGGUGGGCACAGUAGGAAAAAAGUAAAGACAGGACUGUGGACUGGCCUGUAAAUUAGGAAUCACAGAGCUUCCCUGUGUCUUGCAUGAAAUGCUGUUUACCCAAGAAAGGUGCAUUAGUUCCCGUUGCUAAAAUACACAAUGAUUGCCAGGACAGAUCCCAAGUCAUUCCUUCACCAACACAACUUUUUAUACACAUCUCUGUGCCAUGGAGCUGCUGCUUGUGCUGUAGCUGGUUACACCAAAGGAUAAACAGAAACAUGAUCUUCCCAGACAAUGUGGCUCUAAUGGGAGUCAGAAGCACUGGAUAUUAAGGCAGGAGGAAAAAGGAUUGAAGCUGCCAUAUAAAGUAUAAAUAAGAAAAUUUUAUUCAUUAGACGCAACCUCAGGCCUUCAAAGCUAUAGCUUUAGUCUCCUGCCCCCUCUGCUGGUCUCUAUCCACUUGUAUGUUUCACUUCCUAGCCUUCUGGCUCUUUUUCUAACAGAAACGUAUGGACAACUGAACUCCAUGAAAUAAUGCAGAGUUUAUUGCAGUUUUAUUACAUAGUCCAAAAUUAUUACCUUUUUAUAAAAUGACCGACACAUAAUAAAAUGAAAUACUGUCAAGUAAUCAAAACAAAACAUACUGUAAACACUGAUUAAUAAACAUUCCCAAAAAGAAAAAUAUCCAAUUAAUGCCAUUAACAUUGUACUAGAGGUAUUUAUUGUUAAAAACCUUUUUGUUAAAAUGCAGACAAAUAGUUUCUGAUGAAAAAAAAGAGACCUGAGUUGGAAAACAACCAGAAAAUCAAAGAGAUGCAGGCUCUCACCAAUUCUUUCCAUUAUGAAAUUGGAAUGAAAAAUAACAGAUUGACAAAAUAAACACCCCUCUCUCAGUACAGACAGGCUUUGCUGCAGUUCAGUGCUCAGCCCCAGGGCAGGAAUGAGGAAAGACUCCAUGCAGGUCAAAAGCUCUGCUGAAGUCAAAUAAUUCUGCCUGUUGGCCCUUGGUCAACAUGAGGUUCCUCAAACAGCCAUGGAAUGAGCUCUUGCUUGUGAGGCAGUUUUGCUUCACGUCAGCUGAAAAACAAAUGUGAAAUAUGUAGAAUCUAUUUCCAAUGAACCAAAAUAACAAAAAGAUCCAGGCUGUCCCCUCCUUCCCAAACUAGAUACAAAACCAGCACCUGAGAAGCAGCAAGUUCCAUUCAUGUUUGGAUAAUCUGAGUGGUCCCACCAUGGACAGCCACUGCUGCCUUCAAGCAUGAGUCAUGCAUUGGGAUAACUUGUGCAGAGUUUGAAGAAAUAUUUUACCAAUAGACAAUGGGAGAUAAGAGAGGGGAAAGGAGAGGGAAAAGACACUCUAUACAGAUGUCUUCCAAGUUAAAAUUGAAAACAACAGAAAAUAAGAGAACAACUGAGCUGUACAGAGCCAUGGACUCCACUGGCAAACCAAAACAUGAGGUUGGUAGUGAGUCCAACUCUUUUUUUCUACAUAAACUGUGCAAUAAUUCAUUCUCCUUCUGCAGAAUUUCACUCCUCUCUAUUCCUUACAGAUGGAACACUGAAAGAACAAUUAGUAUCACAUUACGCUAUUAGGGAAAAAAAAAAUGAAACACAAGAGAGGGUUCACAGGGUGCUGAUAAGGCUGCUUUGGCAUAUGAUGAAGACCAAAUAUUAAUCAAGAUCAAAUAUUAAUCCAGUUAAUGAGCAGUAACUCAUUUUUCAUGAAGCACCCAAACCCUGUCCAAUAGAUGGCUCUGUAACAUUUCAAGCUGUUAUCACAAAGCUUUCCAAAUAUUGAAAAGUUGGGUUUGAUCAUCAGAUCUCAUCAUUCUGUUUUCACAUAAAUGGAAAUAUCUGUACUGAUAAACUAUAAAAGCUGUUUCAGAGACAAAUGGAUAAACCAUACGGAGCCUACUCACUCUCAGUACCAAUACCCUCAUUAAAAAGUGUGCUUGCAGAAAGGCCUAACUCAAGAUACUCAAAACAAAAUCCUCUUAAUGAAUACACCGUCUUUGCUCAAAUUAUCAACUGAGUUGCAUAACUUAAUUGAAAGGUAGUUCAAUUAUUUGUUCUUUGCAUUACUAUCUUUUUAUAUUACCAUAGUAGCACAUCUGAAGAGUAACUUCAGAAUGGAAUUUGCACAGAAUACGGGAAAUACAUGUUCAUCUGCAGCUGCGCAGCCCCUGACACAAAACAUUGGCAAAAACAGAGCAGAGAAGAGAGCUAUAGAACUCUUACUUAGAUAAUGUGAAGGGAAGCCUUAAUAUCAAUAUGACUGCAAAAGAACUGCACCUUAACAUACACAGGCAGGGAUGUUGUGAAGUCUGAGAGAUUGUGAAAGACAAACCAUGUGGAGGAAAUCCUUCUCAAACUAAGGAGCAGAUUUGUGUAGGAAAGUGAUACGAGUUCAGUCAGUGUUGCCAACACAUGCAACAGCUAAAUGAAGUCUUCCCCAAAGACAAUACACAGAAAUAUUCAAUACGCUGUGAUCUCAGCAACAAUGUGGAAAGUGGUAGAACCAUAAAUAACCAUGAUUUAUUACUCAACCAUGAACUUCAUGAAUCAGAUGGGAGAGCAUGAGUGAGGGAAAGAGGGGAGGGGAGUGAGAUAAGGAGGUGGGGAGAGAGUGCACAUGUUAAAGAGUUGUUCUAAUGAGACAGAGUGAGAGCAGGAGGGAGAGAAGGGAAGAGAAAUAUUAUUGUACCUACCAGGAUAGCCUCCAACAUAAAUGGGAUUGUUUGUAUCUGCAGAUGUUGACUGGAUGUAGGGAUUAUCAGUUUGAACCAAAUUCCCAUCAAUUAUCAGAGAAAUGCGAUGUUUGCUUUUGUUUGCUUGAAGCUUGUGCCAUUUUCCAUCACACAAACUGUUUGUGCUUCUUGGUUCAUAUGUAGCUGUUAUUCUUCCAGCUCCAUUGUUGACAUGGAAUAAAACCUGUAUAAACAGCCAGAUGCCAAUAAAGAUAUAAAGUAAGAA